This is a messenger RNA of Mizuhopecten yessoensis (Yesso scallop), 6568 nucleotides long. RefSeq names its product putative ankyrin repeat protein RF_0381. The transcript is spliced from 2 exons. The record is from RefSeq and is a predicted model, not a curated record. Gene Ontology annotation, molecular function: protein binding. Bases 290 to 1819 code for a protein of 509 amino acids. NCBI's taxonomy places the organism in Eukaryota, Metazoa, Mollusca, Bivalvia, Pectinida, Pectinidae.
GGAUUUCCAGACAAAAGUUGAACAAGCAAGCGAAGCAGGGGAAGUUUUCUCAAAGUUGUUUUAUGAAAGCUUUGAUAAGAAGCGACAUGGUUUCCAUGGAGACGUUUAACUGUUGCUAUGGUGCUUGACAACUGUAAACUGAGUCAACACAAUGUUAUGUGCAGUACAUCUGAUGGUGUGAGAUGAACCUUAACUUUCAAAUGCAGUUAGAAGGAAAAACUGUAAAACUUUCUUAAUUGGUAAUUUCUGUGAAAAGCUAUCUUUUACUGAAAUUUGAAUUUUUAAAAAAAUGGCAGAAAACAGACAUGUUCCCGUGGAAGAUGGAGAGAUUUCUAGUAAGUGUCCUUACACUGGCAUUGGCCUGGAGGACACAAACGACUCUGGCAGCUUUGAUAUAAAAAACCACAUCCUCCAAAUGACUAUGACAAUGAAUGUGAAGUCUCCAGACACGCGAGAGUACUACCAGGCUGUCCUGGAGAAAGACAUUGAUGUGAUUGAGUCUUUGUUAGAGCAGAAAAAGGUGGAUGUGAAUCACAUCUUCAUAGGGACAGGGAUGUCUAUCCAGCCCUGGCACCUAGGCUGUCGAGCCAUACACAUCCUGUCUGAGCAACACAAGGAGGAAAAGUCCAAGAGUAUUGCAAUUCUGCAGCUUCUGUUGAAGUACAGAGCAGAUGUGAUGCAGAGAAACAAGCUUGGAGAUCUGGCCAUACAUUUGGCUUGUAAGUCUGGUAACUACCAUGCUGUCAGACUUUUCCUGGAAUACAAUUCGGAUUGUAAAGACAUCAAGAACAACCAUGGCAUAACUCCCCUGAUCAAGGUUCUGUUCCAUUUCCGCCACCAGUACAAGAAAAGUUAUGUAAAGGUAGUCAACCUGCUGGUCAAUGCUGGCUGUGAUGUCAAUCUGAGUCCCGACUCAGGAAUCAGUCCACUGCAUGUUUCAGUGAUAAAGGAUAAAGAUCUUACAGAGAUUCUUGUGAAAGCUGGAGCCAAUGUGAAUGCCAUAUGUAAAGAAGGCAACAGCCCUUUACUGCGUGUCAUGUGUCAGAAUCAGAUACGCCAUGACACUGUUGAGACAUUAUUGAAGGCUGGAGCUGACACUAAGGUUUCCACAUCACCUGGGCGCACUCCACUUCACAUUGCUGUAUCAAAAAGUGACGACCUGAGUGUACAGCACCUGUUAAAGUAUGGAGCUGACCCCAACGCAAUGGACAUGUACCACACCACCCCACUAUGGCUCGCUGUCACUGAACACAACAUGAAAAUUCUCCCCAUGCUGGUUGCAAAUGGUGGUGACAUGAACCUGCGUACAGAAUCCAAACUGUCGCUUCUCACUGUGGCAGUCUCCAAUAGUGACACAGAAAUGACCCGUUUACUGCUGAAGCUAGGUGCUAAGGUGACCCUUGACCUCAUCCUCCGCGAGAAUCCACUGUUCCACGCAGUCAAAAAUUGUUCACUGCCAUUGGUCAAGAUUUUACUUCAGGAGAACUGCCCAAUGGACUACCCACCAUACUGCAGCCCUUUGGUGACUGCCCAGAUGGUCAAGGAUCUAGACACCCUAAGUGUCAUGGUGAAAGCUGGAGCAAAGUUUAACUUUCACAACCUUCUCAGCAUUGGUAAGGCAUUGGAUGAGGCUAAGUUUGGGGAACUGUUCACCAGCCAUGUACAGAAUGUGCCGUCAUUACGCCAUGUGUCGUGUGUAAGGAUCCGUAAAAUACUAGGACUCGAUAUAAAAUACAAAGUGCAAGAACUAGUGAGAGAAAAUCAUUUACCUCAAAGCCUAGUACCUCACUUACUGUUGAGUACCACUCUCCAACUCUAAGUCACUUGUUACCAUUCUUAUUGAAAUUUUAUAGUUACUCAUACAUAACAUAUAUAAACUUGUUUAUGAAGCUCAAUUAUAAAUGUAUUUCAAAACAUGUAAGGAAUCAAUUCUUAAUCAAAUAUAUAUACUGUCACAUUUAUUCUUCAUUAUAACAGGAAAAGGGUAUGAUUUUACAUUUGUACAAGUAGUAAGCUUUUUCGCUUACAUUAGUCAUUUUAAGUUUAUAAUGUCAUUUGCAUUGCAUUUAGUGACUGUUGUGAGUAUUGAAAUGUUUUGUCUGUAGGCUGGAAGGAGGGGAAUAUUUAACUACCUUGUAUUCUGUGAAAAUAUAUAGUCAUUUAUAAUUACAGAAUAUAAAGCUAACAUUCAGUUUAUUUUAAAUUCACUUGUCUUUUCAAUAGCUGUGAGAACUAAUUGAUUGUUAUUAUAUUAUGAAUUUUAAUUGAUUUUGUCGUUUUGAUUUUAUGUCAAACCAAACAGAUGAUGGUGAAAAUAUCAGAGGUCUCUUUUACCUACACAGAGUUCAUGUAUGAACGUAUUAAAUCGUUUUUUAAAAACAGUAUAAAUUAUGAAUUAUGAACUAGAUAUUUCGCCUUCAGUACAUCAGUUUUAUUGAUACUUAUGAAAUGUUAAAUAAAUUAGAUUUAUAUACAUUGUACCGGUUAUUUUUAGUUACAGUAGAUUAUUAAAACCUUUUACCAAUAUUUGUUGAGUUAUAGACUAUUACAAUGUAUGACUUUAGCAGCAGUUAUUACAUCAACUAUGAUAAAAUGUAUAAAUACAAUCAGUCACCGUAUGGAGGUGACAUUGUACUGUACUUGCCAAGUCACCUGUAUUUGCCCAGGUCAGCCAGCAAAUGACCACUAUGACCCGCACAGAUUGUAGCACACUUAACUCUUAUGAAUUAAUGUACUGCUUACAAUGUAUCUGAAAUUUUAAAGUGUUUCAGAAACACCUUUUGGAAGCUAAGAUACACUCAGAAAAGACAUACUAGUAUACUUAAUUUAUUGAAAUGCAAUUUAAAGUAGUUUUAAUGCCAUUAUAUCGUAUUUUGAUGACUUUGAAAAAUUUGCAUUCUAAUAUGACAAGCAAUUUUCAGGCUUGUCGUGCAUUUUGACCAUCUAUGCCUCAUUUCAUUGUUGAGAACUUGGCAGUACGUGUACACAUAACUGCCUAUUGUCUUGCCAGGGAUAUAUCAGCUUCAGAUUUUGUCAAGAUGUAUUUUACACAUCUCAUGGUUUAUGUUUAUCAGUAGUAGUGUUGUUCACGAACUUGUUGUUCAUACAAUAGAUUUUUUAAGAUUUUUGAGGAAUUAUAUGUAAUUAACGUAAGACAGUACAUGAAAGUGCAUCCUUGGUCGUCCAGGGGUUGCGCUCACUAUAACUAGUACGCUAAGUGAGCAUAACCCCUGGCCAUGGAGUAUUGAUGAUGAAAGUGUGACUGAGUGGAUUAAUCUGACGAAAGGUUGUAAUGGUGCUUCUCAAGCUUGUGAUAUUUUAGAUAUGUAAGAAGAAGCUGGUACUGACGUCUUGGAUCGCCUCCCAUUUCCUUGACAUGUGAAAGUAAUAUCCAAAUGUCAACAGUGUUAUAUUUUAUUACACAAUGCAUGCACAUUCUGUUGUAAUAUGUGUCAUGUUCGUUAUCAAUAUCAGGAUACAACUGAUACAGAAGACUUAGCCUGUUGCUCAAUCCUAUUCAUAUAUACCAUCAUGAAUAAAAUUAGUUGAAUUGAAAUUCUUAAAUCCAUUUUUGGGGAACUUCUGUGUCUUGGAAAAGCAUCCAUUUCCAAUAUGUAACAAACUGAAUAAUAAUUUUAUAUGCAACAGCCAAUAUGGUCUUUUGUAAAGACAUGACAUUACAGGUUUAGUAAUACAUUUUACCAACACAGCUAUGAGCUUCCACUGUGUUAAGUACAUGUGCUAAUGUGGCUGUUAAUAGCUUUGAAUUAAGGGAGGAGGGGGGAGAUAUAUAUAUGCAUUAGUACAGGGUUGAAAUGAAAAUUUGAAACUUGUUAUUGCACUCAUAUUGGUCUGUUUUUGGAGACUGAUUUGUUCCGUAAUUGCAUGAUAAAAAUGUUCACAUUCCUGUAGAAUUAGUGGCUUGUGAAUUCAAGACAUCAUGAAUUUGAUCAUACCUUUGUAUAUGUGAUGCUCCUAUGAAUAUAGCACUGUUACAAUUUAGAUAGUCUUGGUCAGAUGUGCACGUCAUCAUAAUGUAAGUUUCCAAAUGAAAAUAUAAAACCUGUUCAUUCAGUAAUUUUUAAUUUAAAAUUGUAUAAUUACCAAAGAAGGGAGUCCCUAAAUGAAAACCACUGCCCAGUGUGGUAAAAAGUAUCUCUCUGGGCCUCUUUUAAUACAAUCAUUCGAUCAGUCCAUUUCCGAAUCCAAGGGUUCUGCUCUAAUUAUCAUAGAUUAUUUAAGAUAUCAACUCUAAAUUUUCUUGUGACAAUCAAAAUCCCUGCAAGUGCCACCUUGUAGAUGAUAUAAGUUGACUAGGCUGGAAGCUGUUGCAGAAUCCUGUGAUCUAGGAGUAAAGUAAAAGUGAAUAUUUGGCAACACAGUGGUAGAAUUGAAUGACUUUGAUCUCAGAGAAGUAGUUCUUAUAUAAUCUUCAAAGUACCAAUGUCUAUUAAACUUGCAAUGGAUUAGUUUAUGAUGUCUGCAACCAAACAAAUCCCUAACCAUGAGCCUUUCAUUUUGUAAUGCUGUCAAUGAACUGUUUUUAGAGGGCAAUCACUGGCUAUAUAUAUAUAUGAUUGUGAGAAAAUUGUAUUAAGAGGUCAUUCUUUUAUCAGUUGGCAUAAUAUUGCCUGUACUUGUCAUAUGAAAGCAGUUCAUUACAGUAUGGGUAUGCUAUUUGGUGGAUUUUGUAAUUUGUUAUAUGGUUAUGCCUAUUUUGCAAUAUAUCUGUGAUAUUAUUGAUUUGUUUUUAGACUGUGCAAAUUGAAAGUAGCCUUUUAGACAUUAAAUGACCCAAAUUUAUGAAAUUCAACAUGUCAGCUAUGCCAGCCAUUUCACAUGUGCAAUGAAUUAGCUUUCUAUCCACAAUUUUAAUUUCAAAGUUCUAUCUGAGUUUAUCAGGAAAGGUCAAUGAUCUAUAGUAACCAGGUAUUAGUUUUGUUGUCUAAAUUACCACAUUCCAAGAUGGCUGACAUAGGAUCCAAAUUUAUAAACAUUAGUUUUUCCUCAGGAUCUGUUUGUGUUUAGCGAAUACUUUGUAGAAAUAGACUGGAAUCAUAGCCAACCAAAUGUUGUUACAUUAUUUUUACAGGUUAAUACAUGCACCAAGUUUAAUAUUGAGGCCAUCGUAAAAGAAGUUACACAAAAAAUUUUCUGUCGACAAUUAACAUUUCAAACUUCCCAAAUUGUACUACUGGGUACCUACAGUACACGUAGGUAGUCGGAUCUUCUUUUUUUUGUGUUUUAUCCAUUUAUAUGCUCAAUUACCUCUUCGGAGGAGCUGAUAGAGCUUAACAAAUUUAUUAAUGAAGCAUCCAUGGGACUGAGGAAUCAAAUGUAUAAAAGAGCGUGAUGGGCUGGGCCUACUCAAGAGAAGUUUCAGGAUCACUGUUCCACUACAAAAACGGUUGCUCAGUAUUGGAAACUGUUUAUAUUAGAGCAUGACUAAAUCUUUGAUAAAUCAUUUCUGAAAAGAAAACCAUACUUUGCCUAAUAUAAUCAACAAGUGUUCUGAGAGUAGAUAUCCAGCGGGUCUAGACCGGGAUUUGAACGCUGAACUCCAGACCAUUGCUCUAACCUAUUGAGAUACCUGGUCAACAGAACUGUCCUGGCCCAACUGUACAUGUGCUACAGUUAUAUCUAAAUAGAAAUGAGGUAACUGUUUAUAGAGACAACCACAGUACAGUGGAACAGGGAUCCUUGAGGUUGGCAAUGUGUUUCAAAAUCUGAAUGCAGACUUUUAGUUGUUUUUUCGGUCUAAUUAAAAAUGGCACCAGUCAGGUGACCUUUAACGCCAAUAGGCCUCUUUACUUGUUAUGCUAUGUAAAUGUCUUAUUUACCUGGAGGUUGUGAAGUGUUGUUAUUUAGUAAUUAGUGCAAAUGUAUUGUUUAUGAUUCAUGAGUGAUUUACUUGAAUUGUCAGCUCUAGGGCAAAUAAUUUUACAUGUACGUAGAAUGUUUUACUUUGAACUCUCCUGUAUUAUAAGUAAACAACAUUGCUACACCUUUGAAAUUGUUGUUGUGCUUAAUUUUAUGUAACUUGCUCAAAGUUACGGAUGACAAAAUUUUGUAUACAUUCACCACGAGGGCCAUUAUCUUACCUUUGCCUUUAUGACCAGGGUGUCAACAAUUUUGGUUAUCUACUAUAAGUAACUAUAUAUAUAAUUCAUAUAGAUAAUGUACAUUCAUACAUUCAUAGAUGGACAAUCUUUGACUUCACACAAAGGUGUACCGUUACUAUACAUCUGAUGAUCUAAUGCAUUUAAAGCGUUAGUAAAAAAUGUAAUGCCCUCUUUUAAAAUGUAAUGCCCUCUUUUAUCAUUUUUAUAUGAUUUACUUGCAUUUAAUCAAGUAUGACAUAGUAGAAAUAUCGGUAAUACUGCACUGCUGAAAAUAGCAUCAACUCUGGCCUACAUGAUUGCUUUGUUCUAUGUUGGCUGUGUUUUGUCAGUAAAGCAUUAAUUACACAAGUGAAUUCAAACAAAUUUGUGAUCAUGAUUUCAAGUGUUAUCAACUAUUGGUUAAAAAAACUAACAAUCUUUCAAUAAAAUUAUUUUCAAAAACUUUC